AUGGGAUUUACCUACGAGUUGACCUACAAGCUGAUCGAUGGUUACUUCGACAAGAAGGAUAGCAAAGAGGAGAAGAGCUGGGUGGAGGUGCAGAGCCCGGUAGGCCACCCUGUGCUGGACGAGGAGGCAUCCACCUCCAACUCGGCGAAGGAGCCAACCAAGGGCCAGUGGCAGACGAAAGGCCCCUACACAUUCAUCGCUGCGGGGAACAAGUCCCGGAUCUUUUUCUACACCGGUGGCACUGCAUGUACCAGCAUCGACGAUGUGAUCGUCAGGAAGACCAAGGAUCCAAAAUACGUCGUGUACAAUUUCGCCCACCUGAUCAACGAUGGCCACUUCAUGGUCACCAAAGGCGCCUUCCCGAGCAAUGCCUCCGACAACUCCAGCGACGGCAGCUCCUUGCAAGUGUUGAAGGACAACGUGGUGAUCAUGAAGCCGUCGGAGAAAGCCGGGGACGCGAGGGAGGCGUCGCGUGGAGAAAAUGAUCUUGAUGUGAACACGCUGCAGCUCACGGGCGGCGGCUGCAGCCGCGUUUCUGGCUUUGUGAGGUACACACCUAAGCCGCUGUACAAGUACGACGAGAAGGAGCUGAUGAAUGGCAGCGUCUUAAGCAGUGUGACGUUUGAGGUGCAGGAGCCCAUCGGCAAUCCCGUCAAUCCGCCAGUCAACAUCGGCGUUACUGGCGCGGUGAUCAACGCCGUCUUGGAUCCCUCGCCAGAGCACCUCAGAAUCAGGGUGAGGAAAGAAGCCAGUGUGAAGAGCAAUGACACGGAGAAUGUGGUCGAGGCGCAGCUCUACUUCUUCUGCAAGGGCGGCGACCGCAUGAGCUACCGUUCUGGAUGGAAGCUCUUCACGUACCAGUUCGCAGGCAAUGAAGGGCUCUGCCUUUCCAUGGGGGCGCGCGACAGCAUGGGAAUGGGCUGCCACGAGGUCAGCUGCAGGAAGAACCCCAUCAGCGACGCCAGCCUCCAGCCCUGCAAUGAGGAGGACUGGGCGCAGAACUUCUACCCAGAGGGCCCCUUGGUACGCUCGGCCUCGCCUGCGGAGCGCUGUCUGGCAGUGGAUUAUUCAGCGCAUGUGGAGCCUUGCAAGCCCCUGACGCUGAAGAUGUGCAAUGAGUCGGACCCUGGGCAACGUUGGAGCAUCGUUGGUGGAGACUCUGCUCAGGAUGCGGCGCUGUUGAAGAUGGAGGAUGGUCUGGUGGCCUCCACCCCCAAGGCCCGGUGCGUUCGGGACGUGGAGGCCUCCGUCUUUGAUUCGUGCAGAAACCUUGAGAAGGGCUUGUAA
Symbiodinium necroappetens is the source of this 1287-nucleotide messenger RNA. The record is from the annotation of a GenBank genome assembly. Lineage: Eukaryota; Dinophyceae; Suessiales; Symbiodiniaceae.